Molecule: messenger RNA, 768 nt
Organism: Corylus avellana
Lineage: Eukaryota; Viridiplantae; Streptophyta; Magnoliopsida; Fagales; Betulaceae
Product: transcription factor MYB30-like
Source: RefSeq, a predicted model, not a curated record
AUGGUGAAAACUCCCUUCUAUGACAAAAAUGGACUCAAGAAAGGUGCAUGGAGUGCAGAAGAGGAUAAUAUAUUACGAGCUUAUAUUCAGAAAUUAGGCCAUUCCAACUGGCGGAAACUUCCCAAAUCUGCAGGUCUAUCAAGAUGUGGGAAGAGUUGCAGACUGCGAUGGAUGAACUAUCUCAGGCCAAAUGUAAAACUGGGAAACUACACUGAGGAAGAAGAUCUUCUCAUCACCAAAUUGCAUGGUGAACUUGGGAAUAAAUGGUCGAUGAUAGCGACAAGAUUGCCUGGAAGAACAGAUAAUGAAAUAAAAAACCACUGGCACACCCACCUGAAGAACCGCACAAAGAAAAUGUCUACACCAAUAUCUAAGGGGAAAGAUCAGUCUGCCGGAAAAAUUUACCGACGCCGUGAAGCCGAUCAAGUUGGUAUAAAGGAAGCUGAAAAUGAUAUAUGCAGUGAACCCUAUUACCAAAUCUUAGAGAGCUUUUCAUUAUCUCCUGAAACAUGUCCCGUUGAAUUCUCCUCCUUGUCCUGCUCUGAGAAUAGACAUGUGUCUAUGGAAGAAGAUUGUUUUGCGACAUUGGAAACACUUGAACAAUCGUUUGAGAAUUUUUGGACUGAACCAUUUUUAAUGGAAGAUACCUACAUCCAAACAAAGUAUCCAGCAUCCUUGCCUGAGGGAGAAUUUAGUCAAUCAUCAUCAUGCUUCAAUGACGGCAUAGAUUUGAUCCACCAAGUAAUUCAAGAACUACCAGAGAAUUAA